Pseudopodoces humilis (Tibetan ground-tit) is the source of this 1197-nucleotide messenger RNA. RefSeq names its product isocitrate dehydrogenase (NAD(+)) 3 non-catalytic subunit beta (gene IDH3B). Gene Ontology annotation, biological process: isocitrate metabolic process; tricarboxylic acid cycle. Gene Ontology annotation, molecular function: magnesium ion binding; oxidoreductase activity, acting on the CH-OH group of donors, NAD or NADP as acceptor; NAD binding. Lineage: Eukaryota; Metazoa; Chordata; Aves; Passeriformes; Paridae. Gene Ontology annotation, cellular component: mitochondrion. The record is from RefSeq and is a predicted model, not a curated record.
GCGGCGGUCGGCGCGGGACGGGCGGCGGCGGCGGGCCUCCUGCGAGCCCAGAGCCUCGGGGUGUGGCGGGGGCUGGGCACCUCGGCCCCCCUCCUGCAGCAAGCCCAGGCCAAGUCCCACAGUGCCAAGGCUGAGGGGACAUUCCAGGUGACGAUGCUGCCGGGGGAUGGCGUGGGCCCGGAGCUGAUGCACGCCGUCAAGGAGGUCUUCAAGGCUGGCAGUGUCCCCGUGAUCUUCGACGAGCACCACCUGAGCGAGGUGCAGAACACGGCGUCCGAGGAGAAGCUGGAUCGGGUGGUGGAUUCCAUGAAGGAGAGCAAGGUGGCCCUCAUCGGGAAGAUCCACACGCCCAUGGAGUACAAGGGAGACCUGGCGUCCUACGACAUGAGGCUCAGGAGGAAGCUGGACCUGUUUGCCAACGUGGUGCACGUCAAGAGCCUGCCGGGGUACCAGACCCGGCACAACAACCUGGACCUGGUGAUCAUCCGCGAGCAGACCGAGGGCGAGUACAGCUCCCUGGAGCACGAGAGCGUCAGGGGGGUGAUCGAGUGCCUCAAGAUCAUCACCAGGGCCAAGUCCCAGCGCAUCGCCAAGUUCGCCUUCGACUACGCCACCAAGAAGGGCCGGGCCAAGGUGACAGCUGUGCACAAAGCCAACAUCAUGAAGCUGGGGGAUGGGCUGUUCCUGCAGUGCUGCAAGGAGGUGGCUGAGCUCUACCCCAAGAUCAAAUUCGACACCAUGAUCAUCGACAACUGCUGCAUGCAGCUGGUGCAGAAUCCCUACCAGUUCGACGUCCUGGUGAUGCCCAACCUCUACGGGAACAUCGUGGACAACCUGGCGGCGGGGCUGGUGGGCGGCGCCGGCGUCGUGCCCGGCGAGAGCUACAGCGCCGAGUACGCCGUCUUCGAGCUGGGAGCCCGGCACCCCUUCGCCCAAGCCGUGGGCAGGAACAUCGCCAACCCCACGGCCAUGCUGCUGUCGGCCUCCAACAUGCUGCGGCACCUCAACCUGGAAUACCACUCCAACAUGAUCUCGGACGCCGUGAAGAAAGUGAUCAAGGGUGGAAAAGUGCGCACGGCGGACAUGGGGGGCUACUCCACCUCCCUGGAUUUCACCCAGGCCGUGAUAGAUGCCCUGGAGGUUUAGUGGCCCCAGCCCCGCCGACUCCAAUAAAGUGGCCUCAGGCGUGUGACCGUG